UCCUGCUGUGUCAGUUGGGCGGUGUUUUCAUUUGUCAUAAUCUUGCUGUGUUAUUGUUUUUUUCAAUUGUAUCAGAACGAUUUUAUAUUGCUCUCCUGGAAAAUGUCCCAGUUGCAGGAAUGGGAAAAAGCCGGUCUGCGUGAUUUCUUUACAUUUGAUGUCCGCACUGAAGCUAUUGCAAUUGAUAUGGCUAAAUUUUUUCUAAGUCGAGUGAGCAUAACCUCACCAAAAACAUCAGCAGAUGCCAUUGAGAAAAUUUUACACUACUGUGAAUCCAUUCAAAUCAUUUUGGACAAGAAGGCCGUGACAAAGGAUAUUCUGAUUACGUAUUUGAUGCAGAGAGGAGCAACAUUCUCCCCAAACUCCACCAAACAGGCACUUAUUCAACGAAUAAUUCGUUUUUGGCAAGAUAAACCAGUUUCCUCAGGUAUUGCACAAGCCAUAGAAAUUUCACCUAGUCCUACGCAGCCGGAAAAAGUGGCAGCAGUUGCUGUUGAAGACUUCCCUGUUAAUGUUCUAUCUCGACAAUUUGCAUCAUGGUUCUUCCGGAAACUCAAUGAAACCACCCUAGCACUUGAUGAUCUCUGGCCAGAUGCAUCGUGUGCCAUAAGAUUGGUCCAAAAUGACAUGGUAUCGGAUGAGAAUGCCCAUGGUAGUGAGGCAGUCUUGGAAAAACUCAUCACUACGAGAAACAACUAUAACUUCACAUUUAACCCCAAUAUCAAUCACUCUGGAGUUCAAGGACGAAUAAAUCCCCAUGGAUUGGUCUUCGUGGUCUGCUGUGGUACCCUUCAUGUGACCAAUCGGUGGGUUGGGAUAUUUGAAAGUGCCUUUGGCCUAGUUCAAGAUCCUUCGACCGGACCCAAUAACUGGAAAUGCAAACAAGUAAAGAUUGAACUUAGAAGUACACAGCAACAGUCACUUCCUACCCUCCAGGAAUGUCAGUCUAUCAAGAAUAUCAUUGAAUUACCGCUCGAAAAUCACAUCCUUCCGGAAUAAAUUAUGUCAAAUCUACUCUCCAGUAAGGAUUCUGAAAAGAGAAAAUCAGAAAAUGUUCUAGGAAUUUUAGCUAAUUCAAAAAUUGUUAUAAAACAUACAUUUCUUAAUAAAUUAAAAAUCAAUUAAAAAA
Phlebotomus papatasi is the source of this 1129-nucleotide messenger RNA. RefSeq lists its product as uncharacterized. The coding region runs from base 103 to 999 and encodes 298 amino acids. NCBI's taxonomy places the organism in Eukaryota, Metazoa, Arthropoda, Insecta, Diptera, Psychodidae. The transcript has 2 exons. The record is from RefSeq and is a predicted model, not a curated record.